UUGGUUGUGGUUAGGUAUAGGUCCAACGGUUCCAGGUGUAAACAGGUCAAACCCAUGGUUCCUAACCAGUUCUCGUAGUAGUUCCAGCUUUCCAGGCUGCGAAAAAGGUGGGCAGCUUGUCUCCGUCAACGGCGGUGAAAAAGGUGCAGAGCUUGUCGCCGCGGGAAAGGAGCUCGCCGCGGGGACCAGGCGGGAGCACGGAGCGGCGCCGUAGCGUCGCCGCCGGGCGUUUGCAGCGCCGGCCCAUGAGAACAUGGAGUCGAACUACGGCCUGGCUGCGUCCAAGAUGGUGGUGAAACGAUGGGGUUCAAUCCCGGCACGGGCCUCGGCAAGGACGGGCAGGGGUCGCCGCGCCGUUGCGUCCAAGAUGGUGGCGAAGAUGGGGUUCAAUCCCGGCACGGGCCUCGGCAAGGACGGACAGGGGGUGGGAGCGCCGCUGCAGGGCGUCUCGCGCCCCAUACACGCCAUGCUCGGCAGCGUCUCGGAGCACACCCCUUCUUCGAAGGCAAGGAGAACCUUCCCCUGCCUCCGGCGCCCGCCUCAGGCGAUGGAGGUCACGCAGGCCGUCGACGUCCAGACCAGGUCCAGGGCCGCCGCCGUCGCCAAGAGGACCAGGAGGCCGCUAUUGCCAUCGCCUCUUACGGCUGCCGCUGCUGAUUCGACCAUCGCCGACGGCAGCGAGAGCGGCGGGAGCUCCUACCUCAAGCUGCGCAACCACAUGCUCUUCAUGGCGCCACCGCUGCCGUCCAACCCGGAGCCGGCUCAUGAUUCGGAGGCCGGAUAUGGGGCGCCUCUUCCGGUUGGCCUCUCGCGUUGCUCCAGCAUGGUGUCGUCGGUGGACGCCUCGUCGGCGGCGUAGGACAGGAGCCUGCCGUGCCGCUCCGACGCUGCCGAGGUGCGCUGUCCAGCGAUACUACGGGAAGGAAUCCCAGCUCGCGUGCAUCGCCUACGAAUACGCGCGUCCCUUGCUGAUCACGUUCCACGUCUUGCAGCUGAGUCAAACUUGACUCUGGAACAGUUGCUGCUUAUAGCAUAAUUGGUUCUAAAACCACUUGAGCAAAUAGUUUUAACCCGUGGGUGUGCACUGAGUUUAGUUCAGUUUGGGGAAAAGUAAAGUUGGUUUGGUUUUGGUUGGGCUGGUAACAACAUUGAAUGGUUUCAGUU
This is a messenger RNA of Lolium perenne, 1164 nucleotides long. Lineage: Eukaryota; Viridiplantae; Streptophyta; Magnoliopsida; Poales; Poaceae. The record is from RefSeq and is a predicted model, not a curated record.